Molecule: messenger RNA, 1395 nt
Organism: Chlorella variabilis
Lineage: Eukaryota; Viridiplantae; Chlorophyta; Trebouxiophyceae; Chlorellales; Chlorellaceae
Exons: 8
Coding region: 1-1395 (464 amino acids)
Biological process (GO): auxin metabolic process
Cellular component (GO): endoplasmic reticulum
Molecular function (GO): IAA-Ala conjugate hydrolase activity
Source: RefSeq, a predicted model, not a curated record
AUGCCACAGGUAGGCGCAACCCUUCACCGGCAGCAAGAGGAUGCUGACGGGCCAAGGCGCGCCGCCGGGCCUUGGCACCUGCGGCUCACCCCCGCCGCGGCCUGCACCCCCGCCGCAGGAUCGCUCUCCCACUUCCUGGACCGGGCCGCCGGGAUCCAGGACUGGCUGGUGGGCACCCGCAGGGAGCUGCACAGCUUCCCGGAGCUGCUGUUUGAGGAGCACAACACGAGCGCCACCAUCCGCCGCCACCUGGACCAGCUGAACAUCCCGUACCAGUUCCCCGUGGCCAAGACGGGCGUGGUGGCGACCAUUGGGUCCGGGGCGCCGGUGGUGGUGCUGCGUGCCGACAUCGAUGCCCUGCCCAUCACCGAGGAGACAGGCCUCGAGUUUGCCUCCCGCAACGGCGGCCGCAUGCACGCCUGCGGCCACGACGCCCACAUCACCAUGCUGCUCGGCGCGGCGCGGCUGCUCAAGGGCAUUGAGGCGGAGCUCAAGGGCACGGUGCGCCUGCUGUUUCAGCCUGCCGAGGAGGGCGGCGCCGGCGGCGAUCUGAUGGUGAAGGAAGGCGACGGGUUGCUGCCGCCCCCUGCAGGCGCGCUGGAUGGAGUGAAGGCCGCCUUUGGCAUGCACGUCUGGCCCGCCAUGCCCUCUGGGGAGGUGGCCUCCCGGCCUGGCACCCUGCUGGCAGGCGCCAUCCAGUUCGAGGUGACAGUCAGGGGCCGGGGAGGGCACGCCGCCAUGCCCUACCUGACAGCCGACCCCGUGGUGGCGACGGCGGCGGCGGUGGGCGCGCUGCAGAGCCUGGUGGCGCGGGAGACAAGCCCCUUCGAUCCUGCCGUCAUCUCGGUCACACGCAUGGCGGGCGGGCAUGCCUUCAACGUCUUCCCCGACACUGCCACCUUUGGCGGCACGGUGCGCUCCAACAGCGACGAGGGCAUGCAGCGGCUGCGGCGCCGCCUGGAGGAGCUGGUGGCCUCCACCGCCGCCGCGCACGGCUGCACCGCAGAGGUGGACUGGAUGGAGGACUCGAUGCCCUACUACCCACCCACAGUCAACGACCCAGAGGCGUUCAAGUUUGCCAUGGACGUUGCCGGCAGGUGCGGCGGUGUCUUACAGGCCCAACUUUUGGCGGCGGCGACCAUGGGAGGGGAGGACUUUAGCUUCAUCGCACGUGCCGUCCCCUCCUGCUUCAUCUUCCUGGGCACCCGCAACGAGACCGUGGGCGCAGGUGCAGGGGUGGUGUUCCAUGGCCUGCACACGCCGCGGUUCACUUUGGACGAGGGUGUGCUCAAGGUUGGGGCGGCGCUGCACACCGCGCUGGCAUCCCAGUACCUGCAGCAGUGGCACGAGCGGCACGAGGGGGAGCUGGAGGGGACGGCGCGAGAGGAGCUGUGA